Dibothriocephalus latus is the source of this 459-nucleotide messenger RNA. The record is from the annotation of a GenBank genome assembly. Lineage: Eukaryota; Metazoa; Platyhelminthes; Cestoda; Diphyllobothriidea; Diphyllobothriidae.
GUCAAAAUGAACCUGAAGUUGAACUCCUUCUCAUGGAACCCAAUGGAACCCUUUAUUUUCACAGCGGCAUCUGAAGAUUACAAUCUUUAUACUUUCGAUGUUCGCUUCUUCAAGCAUCCAAGGAGGGUGUUCAUUGGCCACACCAACGCAGUUAUGGAUGUUGAUUACUCGCCUUCGGGGCGUGAAUUCGCAUCUGCUAGCUAUGAUGACACGAUUCGUAUUUGGAGUACAGAUACAACAUCCUCUGUGGAUGUGUAUCACACUCGUCGUAUGAAGCGUGUCCUGAAAGUCAAAUUUACGUUGGAUGGCCGAUUUCUCCUCUCGUCCUCUACCGAUCAGAAUGUGCGAUUAUGGAAAGCACAUGCGAGCGAAAAACUCGGGGCGGCUUUCAAUUUCACGGGUUACUUUAUGCCUGAUAGUCUGCGUCUCAAUGUUCUGUCAGCCGGCCCCCUUCUUUAA